Myotis brandtii (Brandt's bat) is the source of this 902-nucleotide messenger RNA. It is a transcript of the gene KCNE2, whose product is annotated as potassium channel, voltage gated subfamily E regulatory beta subunit 2. The record is from RefSeq and is a predicted model, not a curated record. Gene Ontology annotation, molecular function: voltage-gated potassium channel activity involved in ventricular cardiac muscle cell action potential repolarization; delayed rectifier potassium channel activity; potassium channel regulator activity. The transcript has 2 exons. Gene Ontology annotation, cellular component: membrane. Bases 425 to 841 code for a protein of 138 amino acids. NCBI's taxonomy places the organism in Eukaryota, Metazoa, Chordata, Mammalia, Chiroptera, Vespertilionidae. Gene Ontology annotation, biological process: regulation of ventricular cardiac muscle cell membrane repolarization; ventricular cardiac muscle cell action potential; negative regulation of delayed rectifier potassium channel activity.
CACGCCAUAGAGAAGGACCUCUGAGUAAAUAGUUUGCUCAGCUCUUUCGCGUCUUCGUGUGCUUUGCUGGACUUGUCCCCUCUCCUCCGUGCAGCGCCUCCCUGUGGCCAGUUCCCAUUCCAUCAGAUGCGGUGUUGUUACAAAGCCUUUGAAAUUGACCAGGGAGGGGAAUUUCAGCAGCAUCUGGCUUACCGGGAGGUGGUGAGAGCAGGGCCUCUUGCCUCCAAUCUUCCGGCCUCCUCGUCGACCCCCACCCCCGACCCAGGGACAGCACGUCCAUCUCAGCGCUCUGGGGUGCUCGCCCUCUGCCCGGCUGCCUCGGGGAGUGUGCCGUGGGCCGACUUCCUGGGGGACUCCCUGUGCCAGGCAUUGUCCUGGCGGAGCUGGGUCACGGGCCCGAGAGGGAACCUGGCACUUCUGGGCAAUGCCAACACUCCACACGGCACACCCACCGGCACCAAGGAGCAGCAUGUCCGCCCUGGCCAACCUGACGCAGACCCUGGAGGACGCCUUCAGGAGGGUCCUCGUCGGGUACAUGGACGCGUGGCGCCGGAACACGACCGCCCAGCAGGAGGCCCUGCAGGCCCGGGUGGACGCCGAGAACUUCUACUACGUCAUCCUGUACCUCAUGGUGAUGAUCGGCAUGUUCUCCUUCAUCGUGGUGGCCAUCCUGGUGAGCACGGUGAAGUCCAAGCGGCAGGAGCACUCCAACGACCCCUACCACCAGUACAUCGUGGACGACUGGAAGCAAAAGUACAAGAACCAGAUCCUGAGCCUGGAGGAGGCCAGGGCCACCGUCCACCAGAACCUCGGCGCGGCGGGCUUCAAAACGUCCCCGUGAGCCUGGCCGGCGUGGCUCGGCGGAGAGAGCCUCGGCCUGCGGACCGAAGGGUCCCGGGUUC